AUGUCUACGUCUACACCGAUCCUCACGGGCGAGGGACAACCUCUUCGGUCUGUCUUAAAGCAGGACGAUGACCUGGAUAGGCCGUCUUCCCAGAAUACUACUACAAGUACAAAAGCCGUACAGAUAGCUGAACCUGAACCAAUUCAGGACAAUUUAGAGGAAAUACACCCUAAAAGACAAUAUUCAGCUGGACUUGCGAAACGCUUGAGCGGCCGUCCACCUAUGUUAGACCACAACUCUUCUAGGACUUCACUCCAAAGUCAGAACAGUUUAGAGCCACAGAGUAGCCAUACUAGCAGCCAAUCCCCUCAUCCUAACCUACAAGAUGGUGGUCGUUCGCAUUCUCAUCAUCACCAUCACCAAUUAGAUAGGUUUGUUGCUCAGGUUGCCGAUUGGUUAGAGCAUGAGCGAGUCAAGAAGCAAAAUAGGCGGUCGCGGAGGGUUCAUUCGAGUAGGCGGAAACAUGCCAAAGAUGAUGCUGACAAAACCGAUACGCAGCAGCCGCCCGAGAGAGCCAGGGCGUACUCUAUUGAUUCCCAAUCCAGUGACACAUCUUUUGAAAGGCUGCAAAAGAUUGUUGACGAUGGCAUGAGUGCUUUGGGUCUCAAUGGGAUCCCGCACUAUAGCCCAAAGUUUGGGAAGAAGUUGUCACGGAAAAGAUCCAUCACUAUGCACCGAACGAUUUCAUCUGACACAGAGUACCAUGACGGCGAUAUUUUGGUUCCGGCAUGUGACGCAGUUCUCGAUAAUUCCAAAACAUUGGGCUAUUCUGGGGGCAAACCUUCUUCCACGGAUGACAUUUCUUCUUCGAGCAAGAAAGAAGAGAAGGAGCGGAGAGCUUGGAUCACCUUCAAGAACGAAAUCAUCAAGCUAGCUCAUACCCUAAGGCUCAAGGGCUGGAGGCGUGUUCCUCUGGAUAGUGGAGAGAGUAUCGAUGUGACGCGCCUUAGUGGAGCUUUGACAAAUGCCGUCUAUGUUGUUUCUCCGCCAGAUAACAUAACGACGAUAGGCGAAGGAUAUAAGAAAAACCCCGCGAAACUAUUAUUGAGAAUUUAUGGUCCCCAAGCCGAUCAGAUCAUUGACAGGGAGAACGAAUUGAAUGUGCUGAGAAGGCUCGCGAAGAAGAAAAUUGGGCCUCGUUUGUUGGGGACAUUUACUAACGGCCGGUUCGAGCAAUACCUCAAUGCCGUCACUCUUACAGCAGACGAUAUCAGAGAUCCAGACACGUCGAAGAAAAUUGCUAAGAGAAUGAGAGAGUUACAUGAUGGAAUAGAACUCCUAGAUAGAGAAAGAGAUGGCGGGCCUAUGGUUCUGAAAAACUGGGAUACUUGGCUCAAUAGAACUUCACGUGUGAUCACCUACUUGGAUCGAAAAAUCCUCUCCGGUAACCCUGGUCCCGUCAGGAGUCCAGCAGAUACGUGGAAGCUGCGAGGUCUCGUCUGUGGAGUUGAGUGGGCGGUAUUUAAGGAACUAGUGGACAAGUAUCGGAGAUUCUUGGUCGAUUAUUAUGGCGGCUCCCGUGCUAUACGAGAGAGUCUGGUGUUCGCACAUAGUGAUACUCAAUAUGGAAAUAUCUUACGCAUCCGGCCCGACGAUAAGAUGUCACCUUUGCUUCAACCUAAUUAUGAACACAAGCAGCUCGUAGUCAUAGACUUUGAGUACUCGGCUGCCAACACGAGGGGUUUAGAGUUUGCAAACCACUUCACGGAAUGGUGUUACAAUUAUCACAACGAGGAUGCCUCUUACGCGUGCGACACGACGAUGUAUCCCACGCCGGGAGAGCAGCGUCGUUUCAUCCGGGCGUAUGUCAACCACCGGCCCGAAUUUCCACAUCCGGGUGCUUCGACGCCGAACCUGACGCCCCUAGCGACUCCGACUUUACAGCCCAGUACGCCCGGCCUAGUAGCUACGAGUCUUGGCUCCACAAGCUCGAUCCGGGAGUUCAUGCUGGACUCACGUGCGCCACCGGGCGGCUGGAAAGAAGAGGAUCGCCGCCGCGAAGAGCAGGCCGACACCCAAGUCGACGCAUUGGUGGAAGAGACGCGUAUCUGGCGCGUCGCAAACAGCGCCCACUGGGUGGCUUGGGGCAUCAUGCAGGCCAAGAUACCCGGGUUCGACGAGAACGCUACAGAUGACGUAGAAGGAGCCGUACAGUCGACAGCUGUGGCAGCACCGGAGGAGGAAGUAGGCGAUGCGGCUGAAUUCGAUUACCUUGCGUACGCACAAGACCGCGCCAUGUUUUUCCUUGGGGACUGCAUCAAGAUGGGCUUGAUCACAGAAGAGGAUCUACCCCAGGAGGUGAGAGCGAAGAUCAAGUACGUGGAUUCCGAAGAACUGUUUGUUGGUGGUGCGAUGGGGAAGAGGUAG
Messenger RNA from Daldinia childiae, 2367 nucleotides. Its product is annotated as Choline kinase. Gene Ontology annotation, biological process: phosphatidylethanolamine biosynthetic process; phosphatidylcholine biosynthetic process. The record is from RefSeq and is a predicted model, not a curated record. The transcript is spliced from 3 exons. Gene Ontology annotation, cellular component: cytoplasm. Bases 1 to 2367 code for a protein of 788 amino acids. Gene Ontology annotation, molecular function: choline kinase activity; ethanolamine kinase activity. NCBI's taxonomy places the organism in Eukaryota, Fungi, Ascomycota, Sordariomycetes, Xylariales, Hypoxylaceae.